AUGAUUGUCAUGGCCAGCGUCAUCGGGUUCCCGCUACCGUUUGCACUCGUGGUGGGGAUUCCGGUGUGGUUCGCCGCUCUCAUCAUUUGCUUCGCGUGCUGCUUUGGUCGUGCUUUGAAGCAAGACACGCAGCUCGUCCGCGAGUUGGUCAACUACGUUGUCGUUUUGAUCUGUCAAGUGCUGCUCACGUUCGUCUACCCAGCAUAUCUCUACGGGUUCAUGCAUGUCGGACCGUCGAGUCAAAAGCUCUACGUUAUUCUCCUCCCCGUCAUUAAAAUCAUCGCCAAAAACUGGAUCUCCUACUUUCUCGACAGGAAAUUCGAUCUGAUGCCGCAGAACAUGAUUUUCAACGUGGACGUCUUCAACGCGCUGUACGUCUCAAGCUCGGUUCAAAACUCCAGCUCUAUCACCACAGUGCUCGAAAUGAUCGCACUAGACGCCUUCCUAGGGUGUACGUCAAUUUGGGAUAUCAGCAACCUAAUGCGAGACAUCGUCGCUCUGCAGCAUAAAAUACCCCAUGGCCACCCCCUUCGCUCCGCCAAGUUCAUCGACGUAGCAUUGCAAAUUGUCCAAGAAGCUCCGCAGACAGCCGCUCUUCUAGAAGAGUUUGCCACGCUCGAAAAAAAAUUCUCGCUGAAGGAGCGUCGGAAAUUCGUCCAACGGACGGCUCAAGUGUUGUUCGUCGCGGAGUUUGUCAUCCUCGUGGAGUACACGGAAGUCAUCGUCCCGUUCAUCUUCUGUAUGUAUACGACCUCCAUGUAUUAUCUUCCGAAUCGCGACUACUACGCCCAGAUAAAAGCCCUUGAUAGUGAAGGCCUUGGCAGCAUGCUCAGCGGUGUGGCAAUGUUCGGUGCUGUAGAAUUUCUAUCACUUCUCAUCAUAGGCUACCUCGUCCAGCGGAAGAUUAGCUUCUCCACGCUUCACUUGCUUUCGUUCGUGCUCGACUGCGGGUGGCGACUCGUCCAGUCCAACUUGUUCUUGUGGAUCUUUUACACGAUAACAAACUCGCUGGAGCACAACGGUGCCGACUUUAGCUGGUCGUUCAGCUGGCUCAAAGACGGCCCAACCCACAUGGACUGA
This is a messenger RNA of Phytophthora sojae, 1080 nucleotides long. RefSeq lists its product as hypothetical. Lineage: Eukaryota; Oomycota; Peronosporomycetes; Peronosporales; Peronosporaceae. The transcript is spliced from 4 exons. The coding region runs from base 1 to 1080 and encodes 359 amino acids. The record is from RefSeq and is a predicted model, not a curated record.